Molecule: messenger RNA, 1765 nt
Organism: Impatiens glandulifera
Lineage: Eukaryota; Viridiplantae; Streptophyta; Magnoliopsida; Ericales; Balsaminaceae
Product: calcium-dependent protein kinase 19-like
Exons: 8
Coding region: 173-1678 (501 amino acids)
Biological process (GO): intracellular signal transduction; protein autophosphorylation; peptidyl-serine phosphorylation
Cellular component (GO): cytoplasm; nucleus
Molecular function (GO): ATP binding; calmodulin binding; calcium/calmodulin-dependent protein kinase activity
Source: RefSeq, a predicted model, not a curated record
AAGUCCCCAUCUAGUUUCUUUCUUCUCCGUCAACUUUGUCUUCUUUCAUUCAUCCCCCAUUCCAAUUCCAACUCCUUACAUAUACAUUCAAACAGAAUCAAAGAACCUCAUUCGGGUUUUCAAUUUCAUCGUCUUCAAUCAUUUGGGUUUACAAAACAGAGAGAAUCAGGAAAUGGGUGCUUGUGUAAGCAAGAUAAAUGGUUCAGAUUCAAGAGAAAUCGGUCAAAACCCAGUAGCCACCGCCGGCGAAGAACAAUACCAUAAACCCUCUGGCGCAGUUCAUAACGGAAUCCUAGGAAAACCCUACGAUGAUGUUAAGAAAUACUACCAGUUAGGAAAGGAAUUGGGCAGGGGUCAAUUUGGUGUGACUUAUCUCUGUACUGAUAUUUCAACCGGCAAGGAAUUCGCCUGUAAAUCGGUUUCGAAGAAGAAACUUUCAUCGAAAAGUGAUAAGGAAGAUAUGAGAAAGGAGAUUCAGAUUAUGCAGCAUUUGAGUGGGCAAGCAAAUAUUGUUGAAUUUAAGGGUUCUUUUGAAGAUAAGAAUGGUGUUCAUGUUGUGAUGGAGCUUUGUGGGGGAGGGGAACUUUUUGAUCGGAUUAUUGCUCAAGGACAUUAUAGUGAAAGGGCAGCAGCUUCUGUUUGUAGGGCGAUUGUUAAUGUUGUUCAUCAUUGUCAUUUUAUGGGUGUUAUUCAUAGAGAUUUGAAACCUGAGAAUUUCUUGUUGUCUGAUAAGACUGAUAAUGCUAUGCUUCAAGCUACUGAUUUUGGAUUGUCUGUCUUCAUUGAAGAAGGUAAGAUCUAUCAAGAUAUAGUUGGAAGCGCUUAUUAUGUAGCUCCCGAGGUCUUGAAACGUAGGUACGGUAAAGAAGUCGAUAUUUGGAGUGCCGGAGUUAUCUUAUACAUCUUACUAAGUGGCGUACCGCCAUUUUGGGCAGAGAAGGAUAGUGCAAUAUUCGACGCGAUUUUGAGAGGUCAUGUUGAUUUCGAGAGUGAUCCUUGGCCAUCAAUUUCGAAAAGUGCGAAGGAUCUUGUUAGAAGAAUGUUGACACAAGAUCCAAAAAAAAGGAUAACUUCCACUGAAAUUCUUAAUCAUCCAUGGAUAAGAGAAGAUGGAGAAGCAUCUGAUAAGCCAAUAGACAGUGCAGUCUUAUCAAGAAUGAAGCAAUUCAGAGCAAUGAAUAAACUCAAACAACUUGCUCUAAAGGUGAUUGCUGAAAACCUGUCUGAAAAGGAAAUUCAAGGAUUGAAGGCAAUGUUUUCGAACAUAGACACGGAUAAGAGUGGGACAAUUACUUAUGAAGAAUUGAAAACCGGUUUGGCUCAACUAGGAUCAAAACUAACCGAGGCAGAAGUUAAGCAAUUAAUGGAAGCUGCCGACGUAGAUGGAAAUGGUUCGAUUGACUAUAUUGAAUUCAUAACCGCCACAAUGCAUAGACAUAAACUUGAUAGAGAUGAAGAUGUUUACAAAGCCUUUCAAUAUUUUGAUAAGGACAAUAGUGGAUAUAUUACAAGAGAUGAGUUAGAGAUAGCAAUGAAAGAACAUGGGAUGGGUGAUGAAGCAACAAUCAAGGAUAUUAUAUCUGAAGUGGACUCUGAUAAUGAUGGAAGAAUAAACUAUUCAGAGUUUCGCACCAUGAUGAGAAGUGGAACCCAUCAAUCUGCUGUUAAUGUUUUCUAGAAUGACACUGCAAAAUUGUGGUUAAAGAAACCAAACCUGUCUUUGAAUUCAGUUUUUAUAUUUUGAUACUUUGUCUCAUUUGUUGAU